AUGAACAGACAAAUCUGCAAGAAAUCCUUCAGUGGCGGGAGCCAGGGCUUCUCCGGCCGCUCCGCUGUGGUCUCCGGCAGCACCAGGAUGAGCUGUGUGGCCCGCUCUGGGGGAGCCAGCGGAGGGGCCUGUGGGUUCCGGAGCGGAGCAGGUGGUUUUGGCAGUCGCAGCCUCUACAACCUGGGAGGCAACAAGAGCAUUUCCAUCAGUGUGGCAGGUGGUAGCUCCCGGGCUGGUGGCUUUGGUGGAGGGCGUAGCAGCUGUGGCUUUGGGGGCAGUUAUGGAAGUGGCUUUGGGGGAGGUUAUGGAGGUGGCUUUGGUGGUGGCUUUGGUGGUGGCAGAGGAGUAGGUGGUAGCUUUGGAGGGGUUGGUGGCUUUGGAGGAGCUGGUGGCUUUGGAGGAGCUGGUGGCUUUGGUGGUUCUGGAGGUUUUGGUGGUCCUGGUGGGUUUGGUGGUCCUGGUGGCUUCCCUGGGGGAAUCCAGGAAGUGACUGUCAACCAGAGCCUCCUGCAGCCCCUCAAUGUGGAAAUCGACCCCCAGAUUGGGCAAGUAAAGGCCCAGGAGCGGGAGCAGAUCAAGACCCUCAACAACAAGUUCGCCUCCUUCAUUGACAAGGUGCGGUUCCUAGAGCAGCAGAACAAGGUCCUGGAGACCAAGUGGGAGCUGCUCCAGCAGCAGACCACAGGCUCCGGCUCGGGCCCCAGCAGCCUGGAGCCUUUCUUUGAAUCCUACAUCAGCUUCCUGAGCAAGCAGCUGGAUUCGCUUCUCGGGGAGAGGGGGAACCUGGAGGGAGAGCUGAAGAACAUGCAGGACCUGGUGGAAGACUUCAAAAAGAAGUAUGAAGAUGAGAUUAACAAACGCACCACAGCAGAGAAUGAAUUUGUGGGGCUCAAGAAGGAUGUGGACGCGGCUUACAUGAACAAGGUGGAGCUGCAGGCCAAGGUGGACAGCCUGAUGGAUGAAGUCAACUUCCUGAGGACCCUCUAUGACAUGGAGCUGUCCCAGAUGCAGAGCCACGUCAGUGACACGUCCGUCAUCCUGUCCAUGGACAACAACCGCUGCCUGGACCUGGACAGCAUCAUUGCCGAGGUCUGUGCCCAGUAUGAGGACAUCGCCCAGAGGAGCAAGGCCGAGGCCGAGGCCCUGUACCAGACCAAGCUCGGGGAGCUGCAGACCACAGCCGGCAGACACGGGGAUGACCUGAGGAACACUAAGAGUGAGAUCGCUGAGCUCAAUAGGAUGAUCCAGAGGCUGCGGGCUGAGAUCGAGAGCGUCAAGAAGCAGAAUGCCAACCUGCAGACGGCCAUUGCGGAAGCUGAGCAGCGUGGGGAGAUGGCUCUCAAGGAUGCCAACGCCAAGCUCCAAGACUUGCAGGCUGCCCUACAAAAGGCCAAGGAUGACCUGGCCCGGCUGCUGCGUGACUACCAGGAGCUGAUGAAUGUGAAGCUGGCCCUGGACGUGGAGAUCGCCACCUACCGCAAGCUGCUGGAGGGCGAGGAGUGCAGGAUGUCUGGAGAGUGUCAGAGUGCUGUGAGCAUUUCGGUGGUCAGCAACGUCACCAGCACAAGCAGCAGCGCUGGCGGUAGCCGCGGAGGCUUUGGAGGGGUCAGUGGCAGCAGCAGUGGUGGCUACAGAGGCGGUAGCAGCAGCAGCAGAGGCAGCAGUGGCGGCUAUGGAGGAGUCAGCGGCGGCAGCAGCAGCUACGGAGGGGUCAGCGGUGGCAGCAGCAGCGGCUACGGAGGGGUCAGCGGUGGCAGCAGUGGGGGCAGGGGCAGCAGCGGGGGUUACCAGAGCGGCAGCAGUGGUUACCAGAGCGGCAGCAGUGGGAGCAGGCUUGGCGGUGCCGGCAGCAGCUCCGUGAGCCAGAGUGGAAUGGGCUCCAGCUCCGGCAGCAUCCAGACCUCUGGAGGCUACAAGUCUGGCAGUGGGGGCAGCACCAGUGUCCGCUUCUCCCAGACCACCAGCUCCAGCCAAUACAGUUCCAAGUGAUCCUCUGGGCCACAUUUCCGUCCCCGCCUGCUUCCCUCUCAGCCUGCAAUAGUACUUCCCCCUCUCUGCCUGGCAUGGAUAGAUACACAUGGCGCAACCACACUUUCCCUCAAGUUCCCCGGAGAAAGGGCUGACCUCCUGGCUCCUCCACCCCCAAGACCUCUCCUGCGCCAUGGAGAUCCAGCUGCUAGUCUGGGAUGAUGAUGCUCCUGGAAGAGCCCCUGUGAUGGCCCCUUACUUUGGACAGCAACACCUGAGCCGAAGCCAGUCUGGGCCUUCCCAGCCUGGCUGUUCCCACUCUGGUCUGUCUCUUUCUCACUGAGAGUGGAUGGUCUGAAGCCAGCACAUCUCAGCCCCUCCUGAGGAGGCUGGAUGGUCAAGAUCUCCAGACUGUUGGUUCCCAGGGAGCCCUCUCCACAUCUGGGCAUCGUAUCCCAACUCACUUCCGUCCCCUAGUUCCUUGUGCCGUGGAGCCUCUGGUGAUUAGUAUGUCAUACUUUCUUUUCUCAAUAAAUUGCACUGUUAUUUCA
Messenger RNA from Microcebus murinus (gray mouse lemur), 2519 nucleotides. RefSeq names its product keratin 76 (gene KRT76). Lineage: Eukaryota; Metazoa; Chordata; Mammalia; Primates; Cheirogaleidae. Gene Ontology annotation, molecular function: structural constituent of skin epidermis. The record is from RefSeq and is a predicted model, not a curated record. Gene Ontology annotation, biological process: keratinization; intermediate filament organization. Gene Ontology annotation, cellular component: keratin filament.